Molecule: messenger RNA, 393 nt
Organism: Varanus komodoensis (Komodo dragon)
Lineage: Eukaryota; Metazoa; Chordata; Lepidosauria; Squamata; Varanidae
Gene: GPHB5
Product: glycoprotein hormone subunit beta 5
Exons: 2
Coding region: 1-393 (130 amino acids)
Biological process (GO): regulation of thyroid hormone receptor signaling pathway; G protein-coupled receptor signaling pathway
Cellular component (GO): extracellular region; cytoplasm
Molecular function (GO): hormone activity
Source: RefSeq, a predicted model, not a curated record
AUGCAGCCCCGGUGGGUUGUCCGAGGUGCUCUGCCUGCCAUGCUCCUGGUCAGCUGGGUCAGUGCAGCCCAGCCUUCCGGGAUCAACCUGCAGACCUUCAUCGGGUGUGCCGUGCGGGAAUUCACCUUUCUGGCCAAGAAGCCUGGUUGCAAAGCCUUGCGCAUCACCACAGACGCCUGCUGGGGACGCUGUGAGACUUGGGAGAAGCCCGUCCUGGAUCCGCCCCACGUGGAAGCGCACCAUCACGUCUGCACCUACAACGAGAGCAAGCUGGUGACGGUGAAGCUGCCUCACUGCGCCGCCGACGUCAGCCCAUUCUACACGUACCCCAAGGCCCUCCGAUGCGACUGCACCAUAUGCCAAACCGCGACCACGGAAUGCGAGACCUUCUGA